This is a messenger RNA of Thalassophryne amazonica, 1760 nucleotides long. Its product is annotated as CD82 antigen-like. The record is from RefSeq and is a predicted model, not a curated record. Lineage: Eukaryota; Metazoa; Chordata; Actinopteri; Batrachoidiformes; Batrachoididae. The coding region runs from base 1 to 855 and encodes 284 amino acids. The transcript is spliced from 9 exons. Gene Ontology annotation, cellular component: membrane.
AUGCGACUGUCCUUGUCAGAGUCCCAAGCUGAAUACUCCAGUAAAGGCAGAACAGGGACAGACUUAAAUAGUGACAGAUCCGGCACCAUGGGGCAAGGCUGCAUCAAAGCCACCAAGUACUUCCUGUUCCUCUUCAACCUCAUCUUCUUUCUGUUCGGUGUCAUCAUCUUGGGGUUUGGACUGUGGCUUCGUCUGGAUGUUCACAGCUUCGUUGUGGUCCUGAAUAGCUCCACCACUGUGAAGGUGGCCUGUUACGUCCUGAUGGGAGUUGGAGUUUUCUCCAUGCUGUUGGGCUUCUUCGGCUGUUUGGGGGCCAUUUAUGAGGUCCGCUGCCUGCUGGGCCUGUACUUCACAUGCCUGCUGUUGAUCCUCAUCACCCAGGUGGUGGUCGGCGUGCUCAUCUACUUCAAGAAGGAGGCGUUAAACGAUGAGCUGUCAAACAUUGUCACCAAGGUCCUGGACAACUACCCCGGCAACAACACGGCCACAGAGCAGUCCUGGGACUUCAUCCAGAGGACGAUGCAGUGCUGCGGCUGGAGCGGUCGUCUGGACUGGAACGAUAACCCGGUCAUCAUCAACAGUUCUCAGCUGCUGUUUCCGUGCUCCUGUCAGAACACCUCACUGAAUAACGAAAGUGUCCCCGACAGCGGAUUCUGUGAAACUACAACACCCGACUGGCCCGUAUACGACGUGGGUUGUGCUGCCAGCGUGGAGACUUGGCUCCGCACCAAUAUUGGCGUGGUUCUGGGUAUCUGCCUCGCCGUGGCUGUUUUUGAGCUGCUGGGAAUGAUUCUGUCCAUCUGUCUGUGCAAGAAUGUCCACAACGAGGACUACACAAAAGUGCCAAAGUACUAAAAUGCCCAACUUACACUUUGGAACUGCACAUGUGCACAAAAACGAGUAUUUUUACGCCCCAUAUUUGAUGAAAGAUUUUGUCCAGAUUUUUCCGACUUUGUCCGAUUCUUCUUCCCUGGAAGCACUUCCUGUCCAGAUUCCUCGGAGCACUUUAGAGACUUUAGAGAAAAGUGCUGAUGAAAAGGUUUGAAUAUUCGGUUUCCUCCCCGUUCUCGCACCUUUAGAGUUAAGAAUUCGUGCUUUGGAAAUUAGUUUCCCUGAAAAUUUUAACGGGAUCACAUUUGUCUUCCAUAAGGACAGGAUCAAAGGAAAAAGUCCCCCGGCGCUGGUUUUACACUUUAGGGCUUUCUGUGAUAAGUUUGUCGGUACCUUGUAUAUAAUUUUUAGCUGUUAUUUGUGUGAAGUUAAAUCUGAACUACAUUUUGUGUUGAAGCUGGUCUCAUUUUUUUUCUUUUCAUUAUUUUAAACUGUUAGGUUUUUUUCUAUUUUAUUCUUAAAAUAAUUUAGUAAGUCAAGUAAGACUGAUGAGAUACUAAAUGUGUCAAACCCACUUUACAUUUAUCUUAAAAUGGCUUUAAUUUAAGAUGUAAAACCCAAAAUGUCAAAUUAAGAUUUUUUGUUGUUGUUUUUGUAAAAUGAGCUGAGAGAACUUUGGUGGUUUGGUUUAGACAGAAAAAAAAGAAGAAAAUCUCUUCUUCAUACAGAAAAUAAUUUUAAAUGCAUUCAUGUACAAUUUAACUUUUCAGGGUUUUUUUAUAUAAUGUACAAAAACGUGUUUUGUGUACAGUCUGUUUGUAGAACAUCCUGUUAACCUCAUUUUAACAAAGGUUCCAUCUCUAAAAUUAGAUUAACCAUGUUCUCGACGUUCGUUCUGUCCUUUGACCAAUAAACCGAUGAUAAUGUUG